AUGACCUCCUGGGAUGAGCUCUUUCAAGCUGCCGCGGGCGCUGCGCCUGAUGUGGAUGAGUUCUAUGAGGAGUAUGGUGCUGCGCCGUCGGUGUCAAUCGCCGGGGGUGGGGAUGAUGCUUCGGAGGCAGAGAAUUCUCAGGCUGAGGACCAAGAAGAGGAGGUACGAAUACAGGAUGGUGAGUCCUUCGCUGAGGCGUGCUUCGCAGCAGCUCUGGAACAUGAUGAGCAAGAGCGUCCACCUCGUGCUCGAGGUGCCAUGUCGAUGCAAAGCCCGGGGGCCCAGACAGAUGGCCGCUGCGAGGAAGCGCCUUUAGGGCUCGGCUUGCUUUCCUGUGGAAGCUUCAGAUUCUUGAACCUCAUCAAGCCCGUGACCUGCGUCCUCCCAGAGGUCGAAGCUCCGGACCGCCGCAUCCCUUUCAAGGAGAAAGUCUUGUGGACGUCGAUCUCUCUCUUCGUCUUCUUAGUCUGUUGCCAGAUCCCGCUCUACGGCGUGUUGACCUCCAAGAGCUCUUUGGCGAUGCUGGGUAUCUCGCCCAUCAUUACCUCCGGCAUGGUGAUGCAACUCUUGGCUGGCAGCAGGAUCAUUGAUGUGGACAUGACUUUGAAGGAGGAUCGUGCGCUCUUCCAUGGCGCCCAGAAGUUGUUUGGCAUGCUGAUCACCAUGGGAGAGGCCGUGGCGUACGUGAUGAGCGGCAUGUACGGGAGCCUUCGUGAGAUUGGUUUUAUGUGUGCGAUCCUCAUCAUCAUCCAGCUCUUCUUCGCCGGCGUCGUGGUGAUUCUGCUGGAUGAGUUGAUGCAGAAGGGCUAUGGCAUUGGCUCAGGAAUCUCGCUCUUCAUCGCCACCAACAUCUGCGAGAGUGGCCCAGUCGGAGAAAACCACGAACCCGACCGCUCGGUGGCAUGUUCUGCGUUGAAGCUGAUGGUUUUUGGAAGAUGUGAGCAGCCACUUUUCAAGUGGCAGAUGGAAGUUCUCUUCUGGGAGGGAAGGAGGCGAGUUUGUGUGGUUUCAUCGAGUUGCCAGGUCCCAGUUGACUUUUCGGAUCACUGA
Molecule: messenger RNA, 1050 nt
Organism: Durusdinium trenchii
Lineage: Eukaryota; Dinophyceae; Suessiales; Symbiodiniaceae
Source: the annotation of a GenBank genome assembly